This is a messenger RNA of Lycium ferocissimum, 1526 nucleotides long. Its product is annotated as amidase 1. Lineage: Eukaryota; Viridiplantae; Streptophyta; Magnoliopsida; Solanales; Solanaceae. The record is from RefSeq and is a predicted model, not a curated record. The transcript is spliced from 2 exons. The coding region runs from base 140 to 1438 and encodes 432 amino acids.
UUUUAAAAAAAAAAAUCAAGAAGAUGGCCAAUGGCAAUAAAACAUGUGUUGUUAGCAUUCUGUCUGAAAAGCUAAAACCAAUCCUGUGGAUAUUUGUUAUGGAUUUUAGUGUAAAGACUAAAGAGUGAAGUGUGAAAGAAUGGAGAAUAUGGAGUCAUCGAAAUCAUGUGGAGCUUUCAUGGAGAAAUUCAUACUGCAACCAAUUUGCACUUCUUCUUCAGAGGAACUCCCCUUGAAUGGUCUAACCUUUGCUGUGAAAGACAUAUUUGAUGUGGAAGGACACAUUACUGGUUUUGGAAAUCCAGACUGGGCCAAGACCCAUUCUGCAGCAACAUCUACUGCACCAACUGUAGUGACACUUUUGAAGGCUGGUGCUACUAGUGUUGGUAUAACCGUGAUGGAUGAAAUGGCUUAUAGUAUAAACGGUGAAAAUUUUCAUUACGGGACACCUGUUAAUCCUGUUUCACCAGAUCGGGUACCUGGAGGAUCUUCAAGUGGAUCUGCAGUUGCAGUUGGUGCAAAACUUGUAGAUUUCUCCUUAGGGACCGACACUGGAGGAAGCGUUAGAGUUCCUGCAUCAUUUUGUGGAAUUUAUGGUAUUCGUCCUUCUCAUGGAGUUGUUUCAACGGAUGGAGUGAUACCUAUGGCACAAAGUUUUGAUACAGUGGGAUGGUUUGCAAGGGAUCCUCUGAUCUUAAAGCAAGUUGGAAGAGUGUUACUUCAAUCUCCCCAAGUGAAUACCGUAAGACCAACUAACAUUAUCGUCGCAGAAGAUUGCUUUAAGCUUCUGGAUUCUAAGAGUAACCUAUUGAUUGAAACACUGGUUAACUCAGUGCAGAAGUUAUAUGGAAGUCAUAUGAUUAAAUACAUGAAUCUAGGAGAUUACAUCGAGGAAACUGUUCCAAGUUUGAAAAAGUUCAUGACCGCUAGAACUAGCAAUGAGGAAUCAGAAUCUUACAUUCCAUCGUUGCUAGCUCUUUCAAGUGCGAUGCGGUUGCUUCAAAAGUAUGAAUUCAAGGAGAAUCACGGAGAAUGGGUUAGUACGGUUAAACCUAGUUUAGGUCCGGGAAUAGCAGAACGAAUAUGGGAUGCACUGAAGACUACAGAUGAAAAUAUUGAUGUGUGUCGCUCUGUGAAAGCUGAGCUUCUAGCAGCUCUCGCUGAUCUUCUCGGGGAUUUUGGAAUUCUUGCAAUUCCAACUGUUCCUGGACUUCCACCAAAAUUAAGAAGUGAAACGACAGCAUUGGAAGGAUUUCGUGCUAAAGCUUUUAGUUUGUUAUCAAUUGCUGGAGUAUCUGGCUUUUGCCAGGUUAACAUACCCUUAGGUGUACAAGAUAAGCUUCCUCUAUCUGUUUCUUUAAUAGCAAACCAUGGUUCAGAUUUGUUCCUGCUAAAUGUUGUUGAGGCUAUUCACAAUGUUCUCAAGGAGCAAAUCUGAUUUAUGUAAUUAGAUUGACUUGUUUAAAAUCGCAUUAAAUUGGAAGUCCCAACUCUUGCUUAAUAUUAUAGAAAAAUUUCAGUCUGCA